This is a messenger RNA of Durio zibethinus, 2018 nucleotides long. Lineage: Eukaryota; Viridiplantae; Streptophyta; Magnoliopsida; Malvales; Malvaceae. The record is from RefSeq and is a predicted model, not a curated record.
UUGUCGAUAGUACCUGCAAUUAGAACUCGUGGCACUGUUUCAUUGGCUUAAAAGCUCUUUUUGGUUCGCUUGUCGUAGCGCAUAUUGCAAGAGCAUCAAAAUUUCGUCGUUUCGAAACCAAUCCGUCCCCUUCAAGUUAAAGCCCAAAAUUCUUCUCAUUCUCUCGAUCCUUCCUUCGUUUCUCUUCGCCAUCAUUUAAUCAUGGUGCUCGAGGCAACAAUGAUCUGUAUUGAUAAUUCGGAGUGGAUGCGAAACGGUGAUUACUCUCCCUCUCGAUUUCAAGCUCAAGCCGAUGCUGUUAAUCUUAUUUGCGGAGCUAAAACUCAGUCUAAUCCAGAGAAUACAGUGGGAGUUCUAACAAUGGCAGGAAAAGGAGUUCGUGUGUUGGUCACACCUACCAGUGAUCUUGGCAAAAUCUUAGCUUGCAUGCACGGCUUAGAAAUAGGUGGUGAAAUGAACUUGGCAGCUGGAAUUCAAGUGGCUCAGUUAGCGCUUAAGCAUCGCCAAAAUAAAAAGCAGCAGCAAAGGAUUAUUGUCUUUGCUGGAAGUCCUAUCAAACAUGACAAGAAAUCAUUGGAGAUGAUUGGAAGGAAGUUGAAAAAGAAUAGUGUUGCUCUUGAUAUUGUAAAUUUUGGCGAAGAUGAUGAAGGGAAGAUGGAAAAGCUGGAGGCACUUCUUGCUGCUGUUAACAAUAAUGAUACCAGUCACAUUGUUCAUGUUUCUGCUGGUCCUAACGCUCUCUCUGAUGUACUUAUGAGUACCCCCAUCUUCACAGGGGAUGGGGAAGGUGGAAGUGGUUUUGCAGCUGCGGCAGCAGCAGCAGCUGCAGCUGGUGGCGUCUCUGGUUUUGAGUUUGGUGUGGAUCCCAACCUUGAUCCUGAAUUGGCCCUUGCACUUAGAGUUUCAAUGGAAGAGGAGAGGGCCAGGCAAGAAGCAGCUGCUAAAAAGGCUGCAGAGGAGGCAUCUAAACAAGAAAAGGGUGGGGAAGAACAAUCUAGCUCACAGGAAGCAACAAUGACUGAACAUGCAAGUGGGGGAACUUCAGAAGCUGAUAAUAAGAAAAAUGAUUUAUCAGAUGAUGACAAUGCUUUACUACAGCAGGCUCUUGCAAUGUCUAUGGAUGAGCCUGCCUCUAGCCAUGAUUUACAGGAUAUGGAGAUGCCAGAUGUAGCUGCUGAUGAUCCAGAGCUGGCAUUAGCUCUUCAAUUAUCUGUGCAAGACAGUACAAAAGAUUCAUCUAGUCAGACAGACAUGAGUAAGUUGUUGGCAGACCAGUCCUUUGUUUCUUCCAUCCUUGCAUCGCUUCCUGGGGUAGAUCCAAAUGAUCCUUCAGUUAAGGAGGUACUUGCUUCCAUGCAAAGCCAGUCUGAGUCCCAGCAGAAGCAGGAUGAGGACAAGGCAACAGAGGAGGAGGAGAAGUGAUGUUUCUUUGGAUAUCUUUUUCUUUCAGAUCCAUUGUGCAGAUUUGGAAGCUCUUCAUUGUGGCCACAAGAUGGUUAUUGAUGGUUAUUAUUUGUUCCAAGGGCUUUGGGAGAGCUUCUUCUAUUUUCAUGUCAAAAAUAGUAAACACUGAAAUACAUCUCCUUGAUGUUUCCACUAGUUAUACGUUAUAUAUAUUGUUCAAGAACAGAUGGAGUAUAUUUUCAUAUAUGGAAACCUAUUUGCAAUGAGAUCCAUCUUCUAUUUUGACACGUUGCAAAGGAAAUGACAAUUUAAGUUAGUAAUUCUUUUAGCUUGGAAGAUUAUUAUGUUCAUUUCUUUUAAGCUCCAACUGUCAAAAUUUAGACACUGAACUUCACAUCCUAUUGCCAUUUUUUGCCAAGAAAAAUUGAGAUUUAUGAUUCAAAUACAAAAUUGACCGAAGUUGUCUCCAAAUUGAGAAAGUGACGUCGCUCUAGGUGCCAAACUAAAAGCGGUAGCAGAGGAUGUUUUCCUUCCAUUUCUUGUGAAUGAUUCACCUAUGAAGAUGAUCUUCUGUCUCCUAUUCAAGCGGCAAACAAAUGUAUCUGUUUAGGGAU